AUGUUGGACGAGGAUGAUGCCUUAGGGGUGACCUUCAUAGAGAACAGGACAGUGACAGCCUUUGUGGUGCCAGAAGGGUGUGGAGCAGACAGCUUUGCGAAGUUGAAGGGCCUGAAGUGCUUCUGCAAGCUCAAUGAUGGCCUGCCUUGCAACAGCCAGUUCGAAUCAACUGCUUUUGACGACCUGCGUUUGUCUUUUGCUGACGAGGAUGAUGCCUUAGGGGUGACCUUCAUAGAGAACAGGACAGUGACAGCCUUUGUGGUGCCAGAAGACGAGGAUGAUGCCUUAGGGGUGACCUUCAUAGAGAACAGGACAGUGACAGCCUUUGUGGUGCCAGAAGACGAGGAUGAUGCCUUAGGGGUGACCUUCAUAGAGAACAGGACAGUGACAGCCUUUGUGGUGCCAGAAGACGAGGAUGAUGCCUUAGGGGUGACCUUCAUAGAGAACAGGACAGUGACAGCCUUUGUGGUGCCAGAAGACGAGGAUGAUGCCUUAGGGGUGACCUUCAUAGAGAACAGGACAGUGACAGCCUUUGUGGUGCCAGAAGACGAGGAUGAUGCCUUAGGGGUGACCUUCAUAGAGAACAGGACAGUGACAGCCUUUGUGGUGCCAGAAGACGAGGAUGAUGCCUUAGGGGUGACCUUCAUAGAGAACAGUACAGUGACAGCCUUUGUGGUGCCAGAAGGUAAGGGUGUGGAGCAGACAGAUUUGCGAAGUUGA
Aplysia californica (California sea hare) is the source of this 720-nucleotide messenger RNA. RefSeq lists its product as uncharacterized. The transcript is spliced from 10 exons. Bases 1 to 720 code for a protein of 239 amino acids. The record is from RefSeq and is a predicted model, not a curated record. NCBI's taxonomy places the organism in Eukaryota, Metazoa, Mollusca, Gastropoda, Aplysiida, Aplysiidae.